UCAAAAAUUUUCCUUCGCAGGUGCGUCACAGUUUCGUUGUGGGUUGGUGAAAAAUAGUUAUUUUUAGUCAAAAAACGAAUUCAAACUCGGCCAAAAUGACUUCAAAACAUAAGGACAGGGACCGUGAUCGUGAUCGCGAUGGAGAAUCCAGCAAUUCGCAUGCCAAAUCACGCGAUAGGGACCGUGAUCGGAGAAGAUCUCGCUCACGUAGUAAACAUCGAGACAGAGAGCGGGACCGGGAUCGGGACCGUGAUCGGGACCGAGAUCGUGACCGAAAUCGAGAUCAUCAUCGGAGGCGCAUCAGUCGUAGUAGGUCACGGGACCGGCGCCGCCGAAGUCAUUCGCGUAAUCGCGAACAGAGACGUUCCCGAGAUCGGGAGCGCGAUCGUGACCGUGACCGUGAUCGUUAUGACCAGGGAAGUAGUCGCAUUUCUGAGCGCGGCGGUCCCGGUCGUGGUGGCCGACAGGAAAGUCGCGACAAGGACAGUGGUUACGAUUACAAAGGCCUAGAGUUUACGCAAAGUGUCAUCGAGUCGAUGAUGUCUACGGCGGCGAAUGCAAAGAAUUUUGCCGAGCUACUGACCAGCUAUAGCCAACAGCAGCAGAUUCAGCAACAGCAACAACACAUUCAAGCCCAGAAGGCACUGAUCGAUGCACACAAUGAGAACAGCCAAUCGUCGGAGUAUGGCAGAGAUGGCGCAUGUGGUAGUGGCAAUAACAGUGGCAGUGAGGCGGACGCGCGCCGCAAGAAGAAAAAAUCUCGCUGGGCUGGAGGUGAUCACGAUAAAACAUUUAUUCCCGGUAUGCCCACUAUUCUGCCACCCGGAAUGAGUCAGGAUCAGCAGGAGGCUUAUUUAGUUCAGUUACAAAUCGAGGAAAUCAGCCGAAAGCUGCGCACUGGAGAUCUGAUGAUACCGCAAAAUCCGGACGAAAGAUCACCUUCACCUGAACCGAUCUACAGCAGUGAUGGCAAGAGGUUAAACACACGUGAAUUUCGCACCCGAAAAAAACUGGAAGAACAACGCCACCAGCUGAUUCAGCGGAUGCAAUGCAUGAAUCCGGAUUUUAAACCUCCGUCGGAUUAUAAACCUCCGGUAAUUCGUGUCAGCGACAAGGUCCUCAUCCCCCAGGAGGAACAUCCCGAUAUCAACUUCGUAGGAUUGCUGAUCGGACCGCGUGGAAACACCCUGAAGGCAAUGGAAAAGGAUACCGGAGCGAAAAUCAUAAUCCGUGGCAAAGGUUCCGUGAAAGAGGGCAAAGUUGGCCGUAAGGAUGGCCAACCGCUGCCCGGAGAGGAUGAACCGUUGCAUGCAUUUAUUACGGCCAGCAAUCCGGAAUCGGUGAAGAAAGCUGUCGAUCGGAUCAAGGACGUCAUUCGACAAGGUAUCGAAGUUCCAGAGGGGCACAACGAUUUGCGCCGUAUGCAGCUGCGAGAACUGGCACAGCUCAACGGAACACUGCGCGAAACUGACGGUCCACGCUGCACGAACUGUGGUUCCAACGAACACAAAACUUGGCUCUGUCCGGAUAAACCGAACGUCACGAACAACAUCGUGUGUUCGUCAUGCGGUGGAGCAGGUCAUAUUGCAAAAGAUUGUCGCAGCAAACGGCCCGGUCUGGGUGGUCCACCAACCGGUGAAACCCAAACCAAGAUCGACGAAGAGUACUUGAGUUUGAUGGCCGAACUUGGUGAAGGUCCCCCUCCGGAGAUAACUCAACAAAGCGUUACUACGACCAGAUCCUAUGGGUUGUUCGAGCCACGUCAAGCUCCACGUGCUUUGAUGCAAACACCGCACAUUCCCCCACAGGCCCCUACAGCUCCGACCACUUCUGCCCCCAUGCCACAUCAAUGGGGUCACCAGGCUAUGCCACCGAUUCCGGCUCCACCACCGCCACCGCCAGGAAUUACACCCCUAAUGCCUUGGGGAGGGCAACCACCUCCUCCAGGGGGCAGCCCCGAAGUGCACCCUCCAGGUACGGCACCCCUUCCACGGUUCCCACAAAGUUAUCCACCACCACCGGGAGUCUCACCGCAACCGCUUGCUCCCGGAACUGGCCCUGCUCCCUCAUGGGGCGGAACCAAUGGAUCAGCUCCACCACCACUGAUGCCACCGGGUACGUGGUCACCCUCCACCUCCAGCAGCUUCAUUCAACCGCCACCCAUGCCGCCGGGUAUGCCACCAGCUCAUUUGCUAAGUGCGCCUCCACCACCACCACCACCCUCAUCAUAAGCAAGGGGCAAAAAUUUGACAUCAUAUUCACUGACAAUUUCUGAUACCGGUAGCAAAUAUGCUUUAAUCGAAACUGAUGAUUAUCUUCGGAUUGUAAGUGUAGCUACUUUUGUUUUCUGCAUAAAAGUAAAUUGAAUAGUACCGGAUUUUAACAGUGCGCUGAGUAA
Messenger RNA from Malaya genurostris, 2398 nucleotides. RefSeq names its product splicing factor 1 (gene SF1). The coding region runs from base 96 to 2231 and encodes 711 amino acids. The transcript has 6 exons. Gene Ontology annotation, biological process: regulation of mRNA splicing, via spliceosome. Gene Ontology annotation, cellular component: nucleus. NCBI's taxonomy places the organism in Eukaryota, Metazoa, Arthropoda, Insecta, Diptera, Culicidae. The record is from RefSeq and is a predicted model, not a curated record. Gene Ontology annotation, molecular function: mRNA binding; zinc ion binding.